This is a messenger RNA of Fusarium tjaetaba, 3684 nucleotides long. RefSeq lists its product as uncharacterized. Lineage: Eukaryota; Fungi; Ascomycota; Sordariomycetes; Hypocreales; Nectriaceae. The transcript has 11 exons. The record is from RefSeq and is a predicted model, not a curated record. Gene Ontology annotation, molecular function: carbohydrate:proton symporter activity. Gene Ontology annotation, biological process: carbohydrate transport; transmembrane transport. Gene Ontology annotation, cellular component: membrane. Bases 1 to 3684 code for a protein of 1227 amino acids.
AUGCACAAAACCGAGAAAACGGAUAUGGGUACGCAGGCAGUUCCCCCAGAUGGAUACCCCGCCGAGAUCACUGGCUAUAUUGAUCCCUGGAUUGCGAGUCCUGGUAAUAGUGUGGAAGUCAAGAUUUCUUCGACGGAACGAAAGCUCAAGUAUCGUGUCGUUCGUCUAAUCCAUGGACCUCAAGGCUCGGACACGUCUGGAAUGAAGCAAGAGGCAGUGAACGCUAUUCCCUCUGGUACAUGCCGAGGCCGGUAUCAGAUCGCCCAUCCAGGCUCUUAUGCCAUCAUCAAUCAAAGAGACUAUAACAUCACACCCGACACGGGUCUUGAAUUUACCUUUUACUUUCAGCCACAUCUUGUCGAGGCAAAGCAUUAUCAAACUCUCAUUUCCACCCUCGAUGUCGAGGCAAAGACUGGCUAUGCUGUUGUGCUCACCGACCAAGGGCUCCUCGAGUUCUGGGUCGGUACUGGUGAUCUUGUGGAGGUCGUACCUACGCAUUUCAAGCCUGAGCUCCAACAAUGGGUUAAGGUAACCUUUACUAUACAGGGAUCGUUACUCAACUUCAGCAUUUUCCCGCAUCCGUUUUUCGCAAGCAUUCCUCAGUCGCCAGUCAUGGGUAGCAGCAGAAUUGGCCAAGAUAUUCAUCUUUCUACACCAAGUAGUCUUGUGUUCGCUGCAAGCUUUGCCCUAUCCCCUGACCAGGCAUCUCAUAUCCCAACAAACUUCUUCAACGGUCGGCUCGAUAGCCUAGUCAUGAAAUCAAGCUGCAAGGUUGCUGAAUGGGACUUUUCUCUUGAAAUGUCGACAGACAAAAUUAUUGACGUGUCUGGAAACGGUGCUCAUGGAAGAUUGGUGAAUUGCCCUACCAGAGCGGUUACAGGGCAUGAUUGGGAUGGGUUAGAGUCUGACUGGACAAAGGCAAAGUACGGAUAUGGGGCCAUUCAUUUUCACGAGGACGAUCUCGACGAUGCUUCUUGGGGGACAGACUUUGCUAUUCAGCUUCCUGACACCCUCCGAUCUGGUGUUUACGCAGUGGAGCUAGAGGCAGUCAACGGCGCUGCCAAGGAUUCAAUACCUUUCUUCAUCCGCCCUACUGCUGCAACGAGCCAGGCUCUAGGACCCGAAAUCGUUUACGUCCUCUCAACCUUCACAUAUCUUGCUUACGCAAAUGAACACGUCUAUGACAGAGGACAUAUCAAGGAUAGGGUGUCUACAAGAUACAAGGUAAUACCGGAUACGCACGCGGAGAAGACAGUAAGACGGAAUGACCUGGGACUUUCCACUUAUGAUAUACACAACGAUCGGUCUGGAGUAAUCUACUCCACAGCCAAAAGACCUAUUAUGAACAUGCGACCAGACUACAUAAGCUGGAACCUACACCGCCCUCGGGGUCUAAGUGCUGACUUGCUCAUGCUGGAGUUCCUGGAAAGGAGUGGCAAUCCAUAUGAUGUUGUCUGCGAUCACGACUUACAUACCCAUGGAUACUCCAGUAUCAGCCGCUAUGGUACAAUCAUCACCGGCUCCCAUCCAGAGUACCAUACCACAGAGAGCCUCAAAGCGUAUAUGGACUUCAUCAAAUCUGGUGGCAACGUCAUGUACCUAGGAGGCAACGGAUUCUACUGGUCUUGCGCGACGACCUCAGAGAACAUCCACAGAGUUGAGAUUCGAAGAGGCGGAGAAGGCGUAAGGCCAUUUACAUGCGCUGGAGGGGAUCGUGUGUUUAGCAGCAAUGGCCAGUCUGGACUCUUAUGGCGAUCUCGUGGUUUACCGUCCAAUGCGUUUCUCGGAGUUGGAAGUUGUGCCGCUGGCCCAGGCCCCGGCGUGCCAUACAAGCGAACAGAAGCCAGCAAAGAGAGUAAGUUCACAUGGAUGUUCGACGGUAUACAGCAAGACGAACUUUUAGGCGAAUAUGGCUUUGGGGGUGGUGCAAGCGGCGACGAGAUCGACAAAUGCGACUACGAAGUUGGGAGCCCUGCUGGCACGAUUAUUCUGGCUACCAGCACAGGACACUCUGAAGAGUUCGCAAUGUUUCCUGAAGAUGUGAUUAUUCCUUUCAAGAAUGUACUUGGCACACAGACUAGAGAGGUCAGGUCUGACAUGACAUACUAUGAAACGAGUGGUGGGGGAGCUGUGUUUAGCGUUGGGAGUAUGAAUUGGCUAUGCUCUCUCGGCUGGAACCGGUUUGACAAUAACGUUGCACUUAUUACGGGAAAUGUCCUGAGAGAAUUUGUUCGGAGACAAAGUUCAUACGGCGUCUGCCGCUCUAUGGUCAACGGUCUUAAUAUUCUGCCUGUUUAUGCCGGGUACUUCAAGCUCAACGAGACAACCAUGGGCGUGAGUACCGCAGCCAUCUUCAUUGGCGGCUGUUUAGCAACACCCUGCUCCGGCAUCUUCUGCGACCGCAUGGGUCGACGGCCUGCCAUAUUCUGGGGCUCUAUCAUUGCCAUAACAGGUAUGGCACUGCAGGGUGUCGCCCAGAAUCUCGCCAUGUUUGUCAUAGCGAGGAUAUUGAUCGGUUUCGGCGCUGCGAUUGCGAACAUUUCGAGUGGAACAUAUCUCUCUGAAACCUUUCCGAGUCUAUGGAGAUCGUGGGGAGUAAGCAUGUUGAAUAACUUUUAUUACAUUGGUGCGCUUAUCAUUGCCGUCGUGACUCUUGCUACAAGUUCUUGGGAUUCAACUUGGGCAUGGAGGACUCCGUCCAUCACUCAAACCGUUUUUUCGCUACUCUGCAUCCUCAUCCUCCCUUUCAUUCCUGAAUCACCUCGUUGGUUGAUACACCAUGACCAGAGUGAAGCAGCCCGACUAUCCGCGGCUCUUGUGGUCUCCAAUGGCGAUAUUGAGGAUCCAGUGGCCAACUCUUUGUAUGAAAAGAUUGUUCAGGGAUCUAAAUUGGUAGACUCCAAGAACCCCAACACAGCCUUCUGGUCUAUCAUGAAAGAUGCCGUAGCUAGGAGGCGGCUGUUGAUCGGCGCAUCAGUCGGAGUCUUCUCCUCCAUUUCUGGGAAUCUUAUUGCGACAUUCUACCUGGGAACCGCGCUCGAGACAGCGGGAGUCACGGAAACAAAGUCCCAACUCAAAGCAAACAUCGCACUCAACGCAUGGUGUUUCCCUUGCGCUAUUGUCGGAACGCAGGUCAUAUCUCAAUGGGGUCGAAAGUCAACUGCUGCCGUCACAGAGGCACUGCUCGUAAUCUGUCUUGUGUUGAUUGGUAUUCUCUCCAAGUUAUAUGCUGAUGACCCAGGGAAUGCCUCAACAGGUUUGGUUUAUGCCAAUGUGGCCAUCAUGUUUCUGUUCCAGGGAAUAUAUUCCAUCGCUUGGACACCUCUGUUUACAGUCUAUCCGCCUGAGAUCGCGAGCUUCUCAAUGCGUGCUCACACCGUUGGUCUAUCGCAACUUGCACUGAAUAUUCUAAGUGUUAUCUUUGUUCUUAUUAUGCCAACAGCUUUCAGGAACAUUGGGUGGAAAUUAUAUAUCAUCAACGCAUCGUGGGAUGUUCUCGUGGUUGUAUUUAUUCUGUACUUUUGGGUUGAGACGAAAGGGAAGACGCUGGAAGAGAUUAACAUACUCUUCGAGAAGAAGGCGAGUCGUGUGCCACCGCCUACAGAAACAAGACAAUUAGAUACGACUACGGCGAUGCCUACCGUUGCACAGCUAUCUCAUGCAUCUCAUGAGCGCAUGGCAUAG